Tuber melanosporum (Perigord truffle) is the source of this 1177-nucleotide messenger RNA. RefSeq lists its product as uncharacterized. The transcript is spliced from 6 exons. The record is from RefSeq and is a predicted model, not a curated record. NCBI's taxonomy places the organism in Eukaryota, Fungi, Ascomycota, Pezizomycetes, Pezizales, Tuberaceae. The coding region runs from base 89 to 949 and encodes 286 amino acids. Gene Ontology annotation, biological process: autophagosome assembly; cellular response to nitrogen starvation; C-terminal protein lipidation. Gene Ontology annotation, cellular component: cytoplasm; Atg12-Atg5-Atg16 complex; phagophore assembly site membrane.
CUUCCCCUUCGCGAACUCCUAGGAACGAAAAACGGUAUCACAGUCUCCACCAUCCCCGACUAUCACUUGCGGGAAACGUUCUACUCGAAUGGAAUCGUCGGACCCGAAAUCCAUCAGGAGAGCGAUCUGGUCUGGCUCCAUUCCUUGCAAAAUCUUACUGGACCCCGGAGAGUCCCGAGUUUUUGACGCUUCGGACCCGUACUAUAUAAUAAUACCGCGGAUCGCAUACCUACCCUUCUUCACAGAACGGAUAUGCAACUUCUUCCGACCGUUCGUGAUAGACCCGGAGGUCGCAAAACCGGAGUCCGCAUGGUUUGAGUUUGAGAGUGUUCCGAUGAAAUGGCACUGGCCUGUUGGUCUUCUGUAUGACCUGUUUACCGGACGUGAUCCGGCUGCUAAUAAUGUUGAAGAGGACGACGAGCAUUUGCUCCCUUGGACAUUAAUAGUUCACUUCCGAGAUUAUCCCGCAAAACAUUUGAUGCGAUUAGAGGGUCCGGCGACUUGUUAUGAUUCGUGGAUGAAUACAGUUAAGGAGGCAGACCACGUCCGGAAUGGAAGUGCCAAAGCGGUCAUGAGCUUAUCGAAAGCAGAAUCAACCAAGCUUUGGGAUUCAUUACAGUCACAUGACUUCGAUCAAUUCUGGAGCGUCAACGACAAAUUAGUCUCAGUACAGGCCCGUAAUAUCCCUCUAAGGUUAUAUGUUCCUUCUGCACCACGGGUGGUGCAGCAACCAGUACCUCCGGAUUUGCCAUCUCAAGAACCUCAAACAGUCGGUACAGCAUUACGCACACUUCUUCCUGAACUUUUCCCCAGUCAAAGAGUGCCAGUUCUUGCAAGACCUGUAGUCCACGGAGUCGUUGUCGCAAUGGGUACCCCAUUAUUGGAAUUGAUGCGAGAGGCAGUCUAUCCGGACGGAUUUCUACAUAUAUCCUUAGCCAUGAUGUCCUAGGAUUCGAUCGGUGUGCAGCUACAUUGUCUGGUGGGGUACCAGUACACCUACUUGUAGCAAUUCUUGUUGUUCGGGAAGGUCAGGCGUUUCUGGUGUUUUUAAAGGUGAGACCUGCAAUUUUGUGGGGAAAAGGAAAUAUCGUGGUAAAACCUCAUCUCUGUCGUGAAUUUUACACAAGAGCCUUCUUUAGAGUUUAUAUUAGGCAAUGCGACAAAAUUAGUUUUGGGG